Messenger RNA from Lithohypha guttulata, 873 nucleotides. RefSeq lists its product as uncharacterized. Lineage: Eukaryota; Fungi; Ascomycota; Eurotiomycetes; Chaetothyriales; Trichomeriaceae. The record is from RefSeq and is a predicted model, not a curated record. The coding region runs from base 1 to 873 and encodes 290 amino acids. The transcript has 3 exons. Gene Ontology annotation, molecular function: oxidoreductase activity.
AUGGCGGAGAUACCGAACUUCAAGACCUUGUUCCGCCUAGACGGCAAAGUCGCGCUGAUCACAGGUGGCGCGACAGGUAUUGGCUAUUACAUAGCUGCUGGAUUUAUGCAAGCAGGCGCAAAGCAAGUCAUCCUCACAUCUCGCAAGGAGGACUCCCUGAAGGAGGCAGUCGACAGACUUAAUGCUAUUUCAGGUCUUCCAGGUCGAGCGUCUUAUAUCAUCUCCAAUAUAAGCACCAUCGAGGGAGUCGAGAAGCUCGCGGCUGAGCUUCAGAAGACUCUGCCAAGUGGAAAGCUUGACAUCCUGGUCAACAAUGCCGCAGCAAGUUGGGGAGGACCGUUCGAAGACUAUGAGGACUGGAAGGUUGCGAAAACGCUGGACGUCAACGUGCGUGCUGUUUUCAAUUUGACUAGAAAACUACAGCCAUUUCUCAUGGCAGCAGGUACACGGGACGAUCCUGCGAGAAACAUCAUCGUGAGCUCGGUUGGUGGCAUUGUCGUGCCUCAUGUGGGCAGGGCAGGUGCGAUCGCGUAUAGUGUAUCGAAAGCUGCCGCGCAUCAUUUGGGUCGGAACUUCGCCAUGGAACUUGUACCACACAACAUCACCUGCAACACUAUCGCCCCAGGGUGGUUUCCUACACGGUUAGCAAACCCAGCUAUAGAGAAAGCCGGCGGCGAAGAAGCUGCAGGAUCAGUCAAUCCGAUGGGUAGACUGGGCGUGCCAGAGGAUAUAGCUGGUGUUGCUGUAUAUCUCUGUUCGCGAGCAGGCAGAUACAUCAACGGAGAGGACAUCAGUGUGGAUGGUGGCAGCAGGCUCAUGAAUGCCAGUGCAGCGAGCCAUAUUGCAGCAGUCAGAGGUGCUGCAAAAUUGUAG